Molecule: messenger RNA, 2061 nt
Organism: Penicillium chermesinum
Lineage: Eukaryota; Fungi; Ascomycota; Eurotiomycetes; Eurotiales; Aspergillaceae
Gene: helA
Product: putative DEAD box RNA helicase HelA
Exons: 2
Coding region: 1-2061 (686 amino acids)
Cellular component (GO): mitochondrion
Molecular function (GO): ATP binding; nucleic acid binding
Source: RefSeq, a predicted model, not a curated record
AUGUUCGGUGUUGCUCGUCGUUUCGGCCUUUCGCGGGCACUGCAGGUAUCUGCACCGCGUGCCUUGUCUACUGGUACAAGAUGGACUCCCCAGUUGUCCAAGUUCCAAUCUCCUCUUGCACGAUCAACUUUCCCGAGCCGAUCUUUCCAGACCUCCUUUCCGGCACUGAGCCAAGCGGCGGAGGCUGUCGCCCAAGACAUCCCUGUGGCAGCUUCUGAAUACAUUACCGAAUUUCACCAACUGGCAGAGCGGGAGCUCAUCAGCCCCAAUGUCGUGCGUAACAUCACUGAACGCAUGGGUCUCUCGACUAUGACCCCGGUCCAGUCACAGACUUUGAACAUCAUGCUCAAAGGCGAAGAUGUCUUGGCCCAUGCGAAAACAGGCACUGGCAAGACGCUCGCUUUCCUGCUCCCAACCGUUCAGAAUAUUCUCAACGACCCAAAAAUCCAAGAAGAUAUCUCCAACUCUAAUCGGCUCCGCGAUCGGAAACUCCGCUCCUCGUCUGCUGAUAUCCGUGCCCUGAUCAUUUCUCCUACGCGGGAGCUUGCGGAGCAGAUCGCCAAGGAAGCUGAAAAGGUAGUCUAUGGAACAGGCCUCAGGGUGCAGACUGCAGUUGGUGGUACCGCGAAGCGUGAAGGAUUGCGAAGGAUCCAGCGAGAGGGUUGCCAUCUUCUGAUUGGUACCCCCAGCCGUCUUAAGGACAUCCUUUCUGAUCCCUACAGCGGCGUGACGGCCCCUAACUUGAACACGUUGAUCUUUGACGAGGCCGAUCGUCUGUUGGACCAAGGAUUUGCUGAUGAAAUCAGUGAAAUCGAGUCUUUGCUCCCUGAUCCCUCCAAGGUUGAUCGCCAGAGCCUUAUGUUCUCGGCCACCAUCCCCAAGGAGGUCAUCAACAUGGUGGAGCGCACAAUGAAGCCCGACUACCAAUAUGUCAAGACCGUCCGCGAUGACGAGGUCCCCACGCAUAUGACUGUCCCACAGAACCUGGUCUACCUGCGCGGCUACGAGAACGCUCUCCCUGCUGUUUUUGACCUCGCUCGGCAAUACCAGGCGCGCCAGGCCGCCGACUCGAACCUGCGGCCAUUCAAGGCCAUCCUCUACUUGAAUGCGACCUUGGAUGUUCAGCUUGCCUACCAAGCCUUCAGAGCCCUCCCCCGCCAGAACUUCAACGGGGAGCCUCCCCAGCGUCCUUUGGGUCGCCUUCGCAUGUUCGAUAUCCACUCUCGUCUCAGUCAGGCGCAACGCACAUGGUCUUCUGACAGCUUCCGCAAGGCGGAAGAGGCCAUUCUCUUCUCCUCUGAUGUCACGGCUCGUGGUAUGGACUUUCCAGAUGUCACCCACGUCAUCCAAUUGGGAAUUCCCCGUGACCGCGAGACUUACAUCCACCGACUGGGUCGAACCGCACGCGCCAAUAAAUCUGGUGAAGGCUGGCUGUUGAUUCACCGAGGUGAGAUGGAUGCGUUUGAAGAAAAGCUGUAUGAUCUUCCCUUGAACGAGAACACCGGAGCUAUUCCUGCUGCGACCUUCGACAUGACGAAUGCAGGCGAUGGCCCAGUGCCCGAAGCCGUUAGCUCUUUGAAAGCGGCCAUGGAGCUCGUCCCACAGAACGUCAAGGAAGACGCUUACCGGGCCCAGCUUGGAGCCUCCCUCAGCAACUUCUACAGCAAAAAGAUUGGCAUCAAGGUUCUCAACAACCAAGCUAUUCACGGAUGGGGUAUGGAGACCCCUCCCACCAUUAGCCACAAGACCGCUACUUCUGCCGGUCUCACCCGUGUUCCCGGUGUCAAUAUCGGCCAUGUCGAGCGCCCGCGUCGAGAGGACAAGUUCGGUGGUGGCCGAUCUGGUGGCGAUCGGUUCGGCGGCGACAAAUUUGGAGAUCGAUCUUUCAGAAGAUCCGAUCGCAGAUCUAGGGACGAUCACGAUGGAUCUUCUUUCGGCUUCAGACCUUCCAACUUCUCUGGACGCGAGCGUUCCGACGGACCUCCUCGCCGCCGUUUCAUGGAAUCUACCACUCGCACCUCCCCUCCGGGCCGUCGUCGCGUCGACGACUGGGACUUUUGA